CCUUGCCAUAAAUGAAAAGUUGCUUGUUUUAGAGAGAGAAAGUCAGAGAGAGAGAGAAGCUCUUUUGCCUUCCUGUCUUGCACUUUGGCACGACUCAGGACGUUGGAAAAAGGAGAAGACCUGCAAAGCCCCCUCUCUCUCUCUCUCUCUCUCUCUCUCUCUCCUCAUCUCGUCAGAUUCAUCCGCUCCUUAGGGUUUUCUCUCUCCUUCCUCGCGAAUCCAAGGGACCCAAAAGCCCCCUCCCCGGUUCAAGAUUCCGCAACUGUUGCGCACUUCGCUCUUCGCCAGUUCAAAAUCGCCUCGUCAGCUCGCAUUCCCAGCUCCCGAUCUUCGCUCUUCUUCUCUUUGGGCCCAAUCUCAAGUGGGUCACUCUCGCUUUCUUCUGGGUAGUUGAGAAAGAUCGCCAGAUUGCUUGUUCCUUCUUCGUUUGUUUGGUCUGGUCUCGUUGGAGUUAGGUGGACGUGCAAUGAAGGUGUCCUUUUACAUAAACCCCGGUUAGUUUCGGCUCCUCGUACACCCAUUGAGUUUUUUCUGCGUUUGAUCGCUUGGAUUUCUGGAGUUCGGACUUUGAUCAGUGGAACAGGGUCUUAGAUUUAUCGAUUCGAUGGCUGCGUCUGGGGAUAGUGCUGCUAGUGUUGAGGGCAUUGAGAAGCUGGUUUCUGCGAGGAAGUCAUUGAUGCUGAGCUUGGAGAAGUCGAAAGCCCUAAGUUCGACGCUGGAGAAAACGGGCCCCAGAUUGACCGAGAUCAACCAGAGGUUGCCCUCUUUGGAGUCUGCAGUCCGGCCUAUCCGCGCCGAUAAAGACGCCCUUGGUGCUGUAGGUGGACACAUUAACCGUGCGGUUGGCCCGGCCGCGGCGGUGCUCAAGGUUUUUGAUGCUGUGCAUGGCCUCGAAAAGAUGCUGUUGUCAGAUCCGCGCAAUGAUUUGGCAGGGUACCUGUCGGUGUUGAAGCGACUCGAGGAGGCAUUGAGAUUUUUGGGGGAUAAUUGUGGAUUGGCAAUCCAGUGGUUGGAGGAUAUAGUGGAGUAUCUGGAGGAUAAUACGGUGGCAGAUGAUAGGUACCUUUCGAAUUUGAAGAAAUCAUUGAGGAGUCUUAGGGAAUUGCAGAGCGAUGGUGGAAGAGCGCAUCUUGAUGGUGGGCUCCUCGAUGCAGCAUUGGACAAAUUGGAAGGUGAGUCCCGUCGGCUCUUGAUGGAGCACAGUUUGCCCCUUCCUAUGUCUUCUAUAUCAUCUCUUGGAGAACCAGCUUGCAUUGCGCCGUCUCCGUUGCCAGUAGCUGUCAUUAAGAAGUUGCAAGCUAUUCUCGGGAGGUUGAUCGCAAAUAAGAGGCUUGAUAGGUGCAUAUCGAUAUACGUAGAAGUGCGCAGUUCCAAUGUUAGAGCAAGUUUGCAGGCUCUUGAUCUGGACUAUCUUGAAAUAUCAAUCUCUGAAUUUAAUGAUGUUCAGAGCAUAGAGGGGUACAUUGCUCAGUGGGGGAAGCAUUUGGAAUUUGCAGUGAAGCAUUUGUUUGAGGCAGAAUAUAAACUCUGCAACGAUGUAUUUGAGAGACUCGGUAUGGAUGUUUGGAUGGGUUGCUUUGCAAAAAUAGCUGCCCAAGCCGGUAUUCUCGCGUUUCUUCAAUUUGGGAAGACUGUUACAGAGAGCAAGAAAGACCCGAUCAAACUUUUGAAACUAUUGGACAUAUUUGCUUCCUUGAACAAAUUGCGAUUGGAUUUUAACAGGCUCUUCGGGGGAACAGCCUGUGCUGAGAUUCAGAAUUUGACCCGGGAUCUCAUUCAGAGGGUCAUCAAUGGGGCAAGUGAGAUUUUCUGGGAACUUCUCGCUCAGGUAGAGAUUCAGAGGCAAACCCCACCUCCUCCUGAUGGAAGUGUACCGAGAUUAGUGAGCUUUGUGACUGAUUAUUGCAAUAGGCUGCUGGGAGACAAUUAUAAGCCUAUCCUGACUCAGGCCCUGGUCAUUCAUCGUAGUUGGAAUCAUGAGAAAUUCCAAGAGAGACUCCUUAUUACUGAGAUUCUCAAAAUUAUGAAAGCAGUGGAGCUGAAUUUGGAGACUUGGGUGAAGGCUUAUGAUGAUAGUAAUCUUGCCAACUUUUUUAUGAUUAAUUAUCACUGGCAUCUGUACAAGCACUUGAAAGGGACAAAGCUUGGUGAGCUCUUUGGAGAAUCUCCAUUAAAAGAGCACGAACAGUCCCAGGAAUACUACACCACGGUUUUCGUAAAAGAUAGCUGGGGACAGCUUCUCGAUCACUUAAGUAGAGAACGCCUAAUUUUAUUCUCAGGGGGGCGUGCUACUGCUCGUGAUCUUGUGAAGAAGAAGCUGAAAAUUUUCAAUGAAGCUUUCGAUGCCAUGUAUUCAAAGCAGUCAAACUGGGUCAUGCUGGAGAAAGAUCUGAGGGAGAAGACAACCCAGGCUAUAGUCCAAACGGUUGUGCCCGUUUACAGGAGCUUUAUGCAACACUAUGGACCGCUGGUUGAGAAAGACCAAAGUUCGAGCAAAUAUGCUAAAUAUACGGUGCAGAACUUGGAGAAAAUGCUGGGUUCUCUUUAUCAGCCAAAGCCAACUAGAUAUGGCAGUUUCAAAGGAAGGCAGCUUAGUGGAAAGUUUAACAAUGGGCUACAAGACCUUCGCCGCACUGCUUCUGCUGUUAUGUAAUUGUCCCAUAUAUAUGUACUCCAUCAUGGUGAACCCGCAAGGGAACCAUGUUCCAAUAUAAUUGACCCAGAUGGUUGGUAGUCGGUUAGCCUGUUGCCAUGUACAUAUCUCAGAAGAAUGGAGGGUAUCUGCAAUUUGAGUUGGAAGGUGGAAACGAGUUCGUCCAUUGCCAGAAACUCCACCUGGUGAUGAAGUUUUUUAAGUUGCCCCGAUAUUCUUCCCUACUGUGCAGACUGUUAUUCAAAGCUUGAAGAUCUGAGUGUUGAUGGUCUAAUUCAUGGAUCUAUCAAAUCAGAUUGGAGUAUAUUAAUUUGUAGCUGCUGAUUUUACUUUUUGUAUUCAUCAUUUCUGCCCGAUUGCUUGAGUUUCUUGACAGGUGGCAAUAUAACCAUGUAGCUGCUGGGUGUUGUUUAUUUUCUCAUCAUAAAAUGUAUUCAGCUAUCCAGCAGCUAAGUUGAAGGUUCAGAUCAGUGCUAGUAUGUGAACUAUUGUGGUACAAAACAUUUGCAUUAGGGCUCAGGGUCACCAAAGCAGUGCUGUCAAUAAGUAAUGAAAUCAUAGUCUGCCAUUAAUGUUGAUUCAA
Molecule: messenger RNA, 3236 nt
Organism: Rhodamnia argentea
Lineage: Eukaryota; Viridiplantae; Streptophyta; Magnoliopsida; Myrtales; Myrtaceae
Product: exocyst complex component EXO70A1
Exons: 1
Coding region: 605-2653 (682 amino acids)
Biological process (GO): exocytosis
Cellular component (GO): exocyst
Molecular function (GO): phosphatidylinositol-4,5-bisphosphate binding
Source: RefSeq, a predicted model, not a curated record